Messenger RNA from Orbilia oligospora ATCC 24927, 819 nucleotides. RefSeq lists its product as uncharacterized. The transcript has 2 exons. Bases 1 to 819 code for a protein of 272 amino acids. Lineage: Eukaryota; Fungi; Ascomycota; Orbiliomycetes; Orbiliales; Orbiliaceae. The record is from RefSeq and is a predicted model, not a curated record.
AUGCAGCUCACAUUCGCUAUCCCGGCUCUCCUGCUCCUCAGUUUCGCCGACUCAGGGUUAGCCCGCACAGUCAAGUAUCCUACCGUUACCAAAACUGUGGUUAGCUACCGAACCACCGUUACCGUUAGAUCACCGGUUAAAACCAAAGGCUGUAUCUUAGAUACAUUCAAGGUCUUUGUUUCAGAGAAUGGUUGGAGUUGCACCCACCCGAAUGGCGAUCAGAUCGGUCCUAGGCCAAAACCUUCUAAGCCCACCGACAAGCCCACGCCAACAGAGCCCACGCCAACCAACGAUGACUUUAAUUGUCCUCCUAAAAUCAUCACAGCGACAGCCAAGAAUUGCCCUGCUAUAAAAUGUGCAGUUAGCCGACCGGAACCCUGCAUAGCAUAUGAUAUCAGGGCAGAAGAAUGGGACUGCAGAUGCAGUACUAGGAAGGGAAUAGUAUCAACCUAUACGCUUCCGUGUCCAUCAUGCUGCCCGUCGCCGCCACGCCGUUACUGGAAUCCGGGGUGCAGGGAGACUCCAGUUACGCCGUUAACGAAGGCGCUGCCAACGAAUGAGACAAAAGAAGGGCCAAAUAUAGUUAUUACUGAAAGCGACUCAAAGGAAGAUGAUGUUGAAAAACCAACGCCAACACCAAGGACAAAGGAAGAUCCAAAGCCUACGGAUACCGAGGUCAUCGUUACCGAAGCACCAGAGCCAAAGGAGACCAAGGACGUAGAGCCAAAGCCAGCUGAGAGCGAAAAAGAAGAUGCUGGGAAUCCUGGGGGCAAAUCGACAGAAGAAGUUGAAGAAUCGACGGAAGAAGAUGGGUACUAA